Molecule: messenger RNA, 3046 nt
Organism: Amphiprion ocellaris (clown anemonefish)
Lineage: Eukaryota; Metazoa; Chordata; Actinopteri; Pomacentridae
Gene: cog1
Product: component of oligomeric golgi complex 1
Exons: 16
Coding region: 25-2835 (936 amino acids)
Biological process (GO): intra-Golgi vesicle-mediated transport
Cellular component (GO): Golgi apparatus; COG complex
Source: RefSeq, a predicted model, not a curated record
AGUCCUUGUUGUUCUGGAGUUACGAUGGCCGAGGAUGCAAACCUGCGGAUCUCGGAGGUCAGAGACCCGGCGGUCCUCUUCGAGCGCUACAACAUCGAGGAGAUCCGCCGGGUCGAGCGCAGAGUCCGCGGGGAGAUCGAGCAGAAGAAGGAGGAGCUGCGGCAGAUGGUGGGGGAGCGGUACCGGGACCUGAUCGACGCCGCGGACACCAUCGGGGAGAUGCGGCGCUGCUCGGAGAGCGUCGUCCGGUCCGUCCAGGACAUGCAGCACUACUGCCGCCUGCUGAAGCUGGGCCGAGCCGCUGGAACAGACAGCGGGCCGGAGAGCCAGAGGCAGUGGCAGGAGAAGUUCUACACCAUGGCCUCUCAGAUCAAGCUUCUCCUGGAGAUCCCAGAGUGUAUCUGGAGUGCCAUGGAGGCAUCUCACUACCUCCAAGCCACGCAGCUCUACCUGCUGUGCUGCCACCUGCACGUUCUUCUGCACCUGGAGGCAGCUACAGCCGGCCACUACAACCCCGUCCUCGCCCGCUUUCCUAUCCUGGUCCGGCAGGUCGCCACCACCGGACACUUCAGGUCAGCCAUUCUGCUGGAUAGCAGGUCUCUGCUGAGGGGCCGGGCGGUGUCGGACCACGCCAUCGCUGAGGCCCUGGUGUCCACCAUGCUGCUGGAGGACAGCUCACCACGCCAGGCCCUGGCUGACUUCCUGCUGGCCCGGAAAUCCUCCAUCCAUCAGCUGCUGAACCAACCACAGCACGGAGCUGGGAUCAAGGCCCAGGUGUGCAGCCUGGUGGAGCUGCUGGUCACCACUCUGUUCCAGGCAUACGCCGUCUUCUACCUGCCCCCAGAAGGAGGCCUGAGGACUGGGGAGGGAGCUCUGAGCUUUGGCAUGCUCUUCUCCAUCCUGAAGAACGUCACCUCCACCACCCCUGCAGCUAAAGGCAGGAAGGUGUUCCAGGAAGAGGUCAGUGCAGGCGGCUGGUUCCGGUACCUGCCUCCGUCCGUCACUGAGUUCCAGCCGACGCUUCGGACCCUGGCUCAGCCAAUCCAGAGAGAGCAGCUCCGUGACACCCUGCAGCAGUGGAUCCAUACCUGUAAGGAGGACAUCUGCCGUGGUGUUGGCAGCCUCCUGGUCUAUGUGAAGAGCCUGAAGGGGUUAGCUUCCAUCAGAGAUGGUGUGUGGGACCUUCUGUCCUCCGACUCCAUCAGUCAACACUGGAGCACCGUGUGUCAGCUUCUGCUAGAGCGCCCCCUGGCUGUCUGGGAGGACUUCCUGCAGCAACUCUUCCUUCAGCGCCUGCAGGCCAUCACCAAAGAGGAGAGUGAAGCCAUCUCAGUGAGCUCUGUCCAGCUCUUCAUCUCUACUGUGAAGGAUCUCGAGGGCCAGACGGUCUCUUCUUCUUCCGUGAACAACCCUGGAUCCGGCCGUGGGGCCCAGUAUGAGGUAGACGUAGCGUCCUACCUGUGGUUGGAGUCUCCAGGGGACCUGCUGAGCGAUGCAGGGUGGGUCAGUGUGAGCCAGAGGGGACAGCAGCAGCAGAGGAGUGGUCUGGCCAUGAAGACCCAGGCCUUGACACCUUGUGUGCAGAACUUCUGCUCUGUCCUGGACACCAAGCUGAAGGCCAGGCUGGACGACCUCCAGCAUUACCUUCCCUCCCAGGACACAGGAUCUGACUCCAUCUCAGGUUCCUCCUGUGGACCUGCUGAAGGCUCCUCGGCGUCCUCCUUUAAGCGCUUCACAGACUCUCCAGCGGUGGAGGAGGCGUUACGUGAAGGCUGCCAGGCCUGUGUUCGCCACAUCCUGUCCUCCAUCCGCUCCCAGCUGAAUGCCAUCUCAGACUCCAGCCUCGGUUCGGUCCUGUUCAUGGCCCGGCUCUGCCAGUCUAUGGGCGAACUCUGCCCCAACCUGAGGCAAUGCAUCCUGGGAAAACAGAGCGCAUCCGAGGCCAAAGGGAUCCACAGACUGGGCAAGAAGCUCGGCAAAGCCAGAGCCGCCACAGAGGUCAGCCCCGCCCAGGCCAGGUGGGCAGGGCUUAAGGAGGAGCUGCUGGACUGCAGCAUGGAGGCCUACCGCCUAUGGAGCUCCGCCCUCUCCAAAGUGCUGCUGGAUGAGUUUGGUGCAGCGCUACAGGCCGAGUCUGCUGGAGAAAUUCUAACAACAAUAACCAACUGGGAAGAUCUGGAGAUCCAGGAGGAGGCUGAGUCAGGGAGCAGCGUCACAUCCCGAAUCCGUCUUCCAGUCCAGCCGUCCUGGUUUGUGCAGUCGUUGCUGUUCCAGCUGUGUGUGGAGGUGAACAGGGUCGGUGGCCACGCCCUGCCCAGGCCGACUCUACAGGAGCUGCUGCAGACCUGUUUAAGCCAGGUCCUGGACCACUACCACAGCCUCACACAGCAGGCCGGCCGCCGGGAGGGUUUAUUCCCCAUGACUCAGAACAGAGCCUUGCAGCUGCUGUUUGAUCUUCGUUACCUAAAUACCACGCUGGGCAGCAGACCUGAGGAUGGCAAAACCUCCCAAUCCCUCCAGAACCCCAGAUUCCACGAGGUCUGUGAUUGGCUGGAGAGCUUCAUCGACCCCUUUGACCUGGACGUGUUCACACCUCCACUGAACGCCAACCUGAACCGCCUGUCCCAGAGGACAUCGGUUUUGCUGGGGCUGCUGACUGGCUCAGAGAAGCAGUUCGUGUUACGGAGCAGCGGUCUGAACUCCCAGGAGCCGUUCAACAUCCUGCCUCUGGCCAGCAGCCAGAUCAGGUUUGGGUUGCUGCCUCUCAGCAUGUCCAACGUACGGCGAUCCAAGUCCUCCAGGAGCUCAGAGGUUCCUCACCAGUUGUGUUUCUGAGUGAACGAGAACCAGACUCCUCAGUCCUCAGCAGACGACGGCUUCCGGCCAGGCAGCCUCUUCAGACAGCUGGCCGAUCAGGACGAAGACUCAGCAGCACCUUCUUUAUUCAAGCUCAGCUGGCUGUCUGGCAUGGCCAAAUAACUCUCCACACUUUUCAUUUGCCUUUGCAGAAACAAACAGUAAAUAUCAUUUUGUCUUUUGAGAAACA